CAAGCAUGGCGGUGGAAGUGAAAGAAGUGAAAUGUGGCUUUACUUUACGAAAGUUAUAUGGACGAAAGAAAAAAAAACAGCACAGUGCAAGAACUGCAACCAUGAACCAUUUUCUUGUGGAGUUAAUGGUACAACCAAACCAUUAUGGCAACAUUUAGAGAGUGCUCACUGGGCAAAAUAUGUCUUGAAAAAUUUGCUGAUUUCGGCUAGCAUAUCCACUGAAGUUGAUAAUAUAAAACUUUGUAAUAUGUUCGCUCGUUGGAUUAUUUAUCGUCAACGGCCGUUUUCCCUAAUAGAAGAUCCUGAAUUAACCGAGAUU
This is a messenger RNA of Dentiscutata heterogama, 319 nucleotides long. The record is from the annotation of a GenBank genome assembly. NCBI's taxonomy places the organism in Eukaryota, Fungi, Glomeromycota, Glomeromycetes, Diversisporales, Gigasporaceae.